AUGUUGCUAUUUUUUCUCCAGCGUUGUUUGACCUUUAUGGACAGAGGAUUUGUUUUUAACUUGAUAAAUGAUUACAUUUCUGGAUUCAGCCCAAAAGACCCUAAGCUGCUGGUUGAGUACAAGUUUGAAUUUCUUCAAACCAUUUGCAAUCAUGAACACUACAUACCUCUGAACUUACCAAUGAACUUUUCCAAACCCAAGCUUCAAAGAGUUCAAGAUGUAAAUCUUGAAUACAGUUUAACUGACGAGUAUUGCAGGCAUCAUUUCCUGGUGGGGAUGCUUCUCAGAGAAGCUUCUGUUGCCUUGCAGGACAACUAUGAUAUCAGAUAUACGGCCAUCUCAGUCUUAAAAAAUCUCUUGAUAAAGCAUGCCUUCGACAACAGAUACCAGCACAAGAACCAGCAGGCAAAAAUCGCCCAGCUCUACCUGCCGCUGUUUGGGCUGCUCCUGGAGAACCUCCAGCGCGUGGCCAGCCGUGAGGCGCUCUACUCCUGCGCGGCUGCCUCCAGCCCUGCAUCCAGGGAGGAAUUCAUGUGCAGUUUUGCAUCCCCCUCAAAUAGAUCCAGCCUGAUUGCAGACAAAGAUGCAGCCUGCGGAGCAGCACUUCCCAAUGGCCAUACAAUAAAACGAGAAGACUCAAAGGGAUCCCUGAACUCAGAGGGGGCAACCAGUUCCCCAGAUCAGAGUGAAAAUAUCCGCAGAAGCUCCACGAGGAGCAGCGUGUCGCACUGCAGCCGCCUGGACCAGUUUGAGAUCCGGACACUCCUGAUGUGCUACCUCUAUAUCGUGAAGAUGAUCUCUGAAGAUACUCUUUUAGCUUACUGGAACAAAUUCUCCCCUCAGGAGCUGAUCAAUGUCCUUGUGCUUCUGGAGGUGUGUUUAUUUCACUUCAGAUAUGUGGGGAAGAGAAAUAUUGCCAGGGUGAACGACGCUUGGUUAUCCAAACACACCGGAGCUGAUAGGAAAUCCCAGACGAUGCCAGCACUCCGCAGCAGAGCUGGGGGGAUGCAGGUGCGGCUCCAGCAUCUGGGCAGCUUGGAGACCUCCUUCACGCUCAACCACAAUGCAGGCACCUCAGAAGCAGAUAUUGUGCACCAGGCGUUACUGGAGGGCAAUAUUGCCACCGAAGUGUGCCUGACAGUCCUGGACACCAUCUCUUUUUUCACUCAGAGCUUCAAGACCCAGCUUUUAAGCAACGAUGGCCACAAUCCCCUCAUGAAGAAGGUUUUUGAUAUUCAUCUUGCUUUUCUCAAAAACGGACAGUCGGAAGCAGCUCUUAAGCAUGUGUUUGCCUCUCUGAGAGCUUUCAUUAGCAAGUUUCCCUCAGCGUUUUUCAAGGGAAGGGUGAACAUGUGCGCUGCCCUCUGCUAUGAGAUCCUGAAGUGCUGCACUUCCAAGGUGUCCUCCACAAGGAACGAAGCGUCCGCUCUUCUCUAUCUCCUGAUGAGAAAUAACUUUGAGUUCACCAAAAGGAGAACGUUUCUGAGAACGCAUCUUCAGAUAAUAAUUGCAGUGAGCCAGUUAAUAGCAGAUGUGGCACUCAGCGGUGGAACGAGGUUUCAGGACUCCUUGCUCAUCAUUAACAAUUUUGCAAACAGUGACAGGCCUAUGAAGGCAACUGCUUUUCCUUCCGAAGUCAAAGAUUUGACAAAGAGAAUCCGUACAGUGCUUAUGGCUACUGCUCAAAUGAAAGAGCAUGAAAAGGAUCCUGAAAUGUUGAUAGAUCUACAAUACAGUUUAGCCAAAUCUUAUGCAAGUACCCCAGAGCUGCGGAAAACAUGGCUGGACAGUAUGGCAAAGAUACAUGUGAAAAAUGGAGACUUUUCAGAGGCAGCCAUGUGUUACGUUCAUGUAGCAGCCCUCGUUGCAGAGUUUCUGCACAGGAAAAAACUCUUCCCCAGUGGAUGCACUGCCUUCAGGAAAAUCACUCCCAACAUUGAUGAAGAAGGUGCAAUGAAAGAAGACGGUGGGAUGAUGGAUAUACAUUACAGUGAGGAAGUCCUAGUGGAACUGCUGGAGCAAUGUGUAGAUGGCCUGUGGAAAGCAGAGCGUUAUGAAACAAUUUCUGAAGUUUCUAAACUGAUCAUUCCUAUUUAUGAAAAGCGGCGUGAAUUUGAGAAACUCACUCAGCUGUACAGAACACUUCAUGGAGCAUAUGCAAAGAUAUUGGAAGUGAUGCACACAAGGAAGAGGCUUCUUGGAACCUUUUUCAGAGUGGCCUUUUAUGGACAAACAUUCUUUGAAGAAGAAGAUGGGAAGGAAUACAUCUAUAAGGAACCCAAGCUGACAGGCCUCUCGGAGAUCUCCUUCAGACUUGUUAAACUUUAUGGAGAAAAAUUUGGGUCGGAGACUGUAAAAAUUAUCCAGGAUUCUAACAAGGUCAACGUUAAAGACCUUGAUCCUAAGUAUGCCCAUAUUCAAGUGACUUACGUGAAGCCGUAUUUUGAAGACAAAGAAAUCUCUGAAAGGAAGACUGAAUUUGAAAGAAAUCAUAACAUCAAUAGAUUUGUAUUUGAAACUCCUUACACUUUAUCUGGAAAAAAGCAUGGCAGUGUGGAAGAACAGUGUAAAAAAAGGACCAUUCUAACUACUUUGAACUCCUUUCCAUAUGUAAAGAAGAGAAUUCCAGUCAAUUACGAACAUCAGGUUAAUUUAAAACCAAUUGAUGUCGCUACUGAUGAAAUAAAAGACAAGACAGCAGAGCUGCAGAAACUCUGCUCUGCUGGUGAUGUUGACAUGAUCCAGCUGCAACUCAAAUUGCAAGGCUGUGUUUCUGUGCAGGUUAAUGCUGGUCCCUUGGCCUAUGCCAGAGCUUUCCUAAGUGACAGCCAGUCCAGCAAAUAUCCUACUAAGAAGGUGAAUGAGUUAAAAGAAAUGUUCAGGAAGUUUAUACAAGCCUGUGGAAUUGCUCUGGAGCUCAACGAGCGACUCAUUAAGGAGGAUCAAGUGGAGUACCAUGAGGGGCUAAAAUCAAACUUUCGGGAUAUGGUGAAAGAGCUUUCUGACAUCAUCCAUGAGCAGAUCUACCCUGAAGACACGAUACAUUCACCGUGGAUGCACGACUCCCUCCAUGUCUUUUGUGCAAUCAGCGGAACAUCCAGUGAUGGCAGUUACUGUUCUCUCAGACCCUCUGCUGAAAUAUAAACAUAUCAGAUUUUACAGAGCUUUCUCAGGAAUACUUGGAACUGUACGAAGGAUGUUUUAAAAAAUCCAUGAUGAGCAAGAUUCAAUUUUUUUUCUCCCAAAAAGUUGCCAUGCUUUCAAACAGGGUGCUUAUUUGCUUAUUUUGCUGAGCAACAUUGAAAGUGCCUGGACAUUGCACCACUGUGCUUGUUUUCUAUGUUUUUUUUUAAGCUAAAGGUAUAACAGGAUGUGGGAAGGCAGUUACCUAAGUAUGUAUUGAAUUGCUGAACUAUGAAUGGAAAUGAUAAC
Pterocles gutturalis (yellow-throated sandgrouse) is the source of this 3432-nucleotide messenger RNA. RefSeq names its product dedicator of cytokinesis 11 (gene DOCK11). The coding region runs from base 1 to 3144 and encodes 1047 amino acids. Gene Ontology annotation, molecular function: guanyl-nucleotide exchange factor activity. Gene Ontology annotation, biological process: positive regulation of filopodium assembly; positive regulation of GTPase activity; small GTPase-mediated signal transduction. The record is from RefSeq and is a predicted model, not a curated record. Lineage: Eukaryota; Metazoa; Chordata; Aves; Pterocliformes; Pteroclidae. The transcript has 25 exons.